Molecule: messenger RNA, 1095 nt
Organism: Aureobasidium pullulans EXF-150
Lineage: Eukaryota; Fungi; Ascomycota; Dothideomycetes; Dothideales; Saccotheciaceae
Product: purine and uridine phosphorylase
Exons: 1
Coding region: 1-1095 (364 amino acids)
Biological process (GO): nucleoside metabolic process
Molecular function (GO): catalytic activity
Source: RefSeq, a predicted model, not a curated record
AUGGCCUUUCAACUUUCCGACUAUCAAGUCGGGUGGAUUUCUGCUCUAGCCAUCGAAGGGACGCUGGCUGUAGCCAUGCUUGAUGUCAGACAUCCCAGGAUACCGACACCCAACGAUGACAAUGCCUAUACUUUUGGUCAAAUCCACAUGGACGACGAGAGUGUACAUAAUGUUGUCAUCUUAUGCCUCGGGCUCGGCCGAACCGGCAAAGCAUCCACUGCUGCAGCCGCUGAGAGUAUGCAACGCACUUUCCCAUCACUCAGAUUCACCUUGAUGGUCGGCAUCGCUGGCGGCGUGUGGAGUGAGGACGCCGAUGUACGUCUCGGCGAUAUCGUUGUUGGUGCUUCAGGAGAUGGUGAUGCCGGUGUCAUACAAUACGACUUUGGCAAGACCAUCAGAGAUCGAGAGCUCGUCGUGACAAAGAGGACGAUGAACAAGCCUCCGCGUGUGCUGCUCAACGCUGUCUCUUCCAUACAGGCCAAGCACGGCAGUUAUGAUCUGGGCUAUCUCGACUUCUUGGAACCCAGAGCGAUUCGUAGGAUGGCUCCAAGACCUUAUGACGAUUACCUCUUCAACAGGUCAUAUCAUCACGAAGAUCCGAGAGACAGAUCUUGCAGGGAGUGCGAUACAUCUGAGCUCCGUCCUCGACCACGCCGCUCGCGCAGCGAACAAGGCAUACCCAAGAUACACUACGGUCGAAUCGCCUCGGGAGAUCAAGUCAUGAAGAGUGCCCGCAUUGCCGAGAAGAUAAGGCGUCAAUACGGGAUUCUGUGCUUCGAGAUGGAAGCAGCCGGACUCGACGAUUUUCAGUUCCUGGCUAUCAGAGGCAUUUCUGAUUACGCCGACUCCCACAAAAACGAUGAAUGGCACGCAUAUGCUGCGGCGGUCGCCGCAGCUUAUGCAAAAGAGCUCUUGACUGUCAUCACGAGCACUGCAGUCCCUGUGGCUCCCAAAGAUGCAAAGGCACAGCAGGAAAUCACGCGCUCCCACCGUGCCAUGCAUAUAGGAAACGUCAUGGACAGCGCGACUGCUAUGUAUGGUGAUCAAACUUUCAGCGGCGUUACUAACUUUGGAGGAACUCACAACUCAAGAUGA